AUUAUUUUGGCAUCAUUUCAGAGAAGUAGCUCUUAAGUGAGGGUAACUUAACUCUCUCUCUCUUUAAUUCACUUAAAACAAAUUUAAUUGACAAGUGGGCUCAUAUAACAUCCCAACAUAAGUCUGAAGUGACGGAGAUACCAAAGUCUUCGGGCCCAUCAAAGGUUCAAAGAAGCAAGGAAAAAACAAACCUCAAAGCGAAAAAUAAUGAACUGUUGUCCUCAAUGUGAAGCGUCAAGCAUGAACAAGCUUUUUCCCGGAGACAAAAUUGCUUCAAGUAGGCUAAACCGCUGGGUAGAUCCAUCCUUCGCUGAUUUUCCGGGGGAAAACUUUACUCUGCCUGGAAAAAGAAAAGACAGUCAGGUCCAAGGCUCCAAGGCUCACCCCAAGAGACCAAGAAAGAGGAAAGGAGAGGCUGGAAACUUAGAACCUCACACAUCAGCCCGGAGGGACCAGGAUGAGAUCUGGGUGGACAGAUACACACCCUGUUCACAGGCAGAGCUAGCUGUCCACAAGAAGAAGAUAGAAGAAGUGGAGAACUGGAUAAGAAUUCACAUAAACAAAUCAGAGGGUGGCAUUCUACUACUGACAGGACCAUCGGGCUGUGGAAAGACUGCCACAGUCCAGGUUUUGUCUGGGGAGCUCGGCCUCAGGAUCCAGGAGUGGACCAACCCCACCAGCCUGGAGCCGUACAGCAGCAGUCAGCAUGGGUGGAGGAUGAACAGCUUGUCCUGUAGCUCCCAGUUAGCACAGUUCCAGGACUUCCUACUCAGAGCCAACAAGUACAGCAGCCUGAAAAUGGUGGGUGAUAGAGAAACUACAGACAAGAAACUCAUACUGGUAGAGGAUUUCCCAAACCAGUUCUACAGGCAGCCUGGCAGUCUGCAUGAUAUCCUAAGGCGCUUUGUGAAGACCAGUCGAUGUCCUCUGGUGUUCAUAGUGUCAGACAGUCUGAGUGGAGACAACAGCUUGCGCUUCCUUUUCCCCAGAGAUAUCCAGGAUGAGUUGGACAUCACCAGCAUCAGUUUUAAUCCAGUGGCUCCAACCGCAAUGAUGAAAGUCCUGACUCGAAUUUCAACUCUGGAGGCAGGAAAGAGAUGUGGGAGAAUGCCCGUCUCAGACCAUGCAGUGUUGGAGAGGCUGUGUUCAGGAAGCUCGGGAGAUAUUCGCAGUGCUGUCAACAGCCUCCAGUUUUCCUCAUUCCCAGACAUGCCAUUGGAAAAGGGAGUGUGGAGGGCGAAGAAGGAAAGACCUCUGACUUCACCGGGCAAAGGUGUUUCAAGAGCAAACCAGAUGAAGUCCAAGCAGGCAAAGAAACAGGAAGGAGAGCAGGCUAUUGGAGGGAAAGAUGCCUCUCUGUUCCUUUUCAGAGCACUCGGGAAGAUCUUGCACUGUAAACGAGAGAAUCCCAGAUGUCCUGAAACGGCUGAAUGUAUUCCUGGACAUGGUCUCCCGCCUCACCUGUCUCAUCAUCGCAGAAAAGCGUUAAUAAUAAACCCCGAGAUGAUUGUUGAGCGUUCACACAUAUCUGGGGAGUUCUUCAACCUGUACCUUCAACAAAACUACUUGGACUUCUUCUGUGAGAUGGAAGAUGUGGGCCAGGCCAGCGAGUAUUUGUCUGAUGCUGACCUCCUCACUGCUGAUUGGACGAGUCGCAGCACCAUGGGGAAUUAUGGGUCUUCAGUGGCCACCAGGGGGCUCCUUCACUCCAACUCUCAACAAGUUUCUGUUGGCUUCAGACCACUACACAAACCUAACUGGCUGCUGGUCAAUAAGAAUCACCAGGAGAACUGCCUGGCUGCCCAGUCUCUGUUCAGGAGCUUCUGUCUGACACCAGUGAGCCUGCAGACUGAACUGCUGCCCUACCUGGCCAAACUCCCAGACACUAUGAAGAACCAAGCUCAAAUAGCUUUUAUCCAGGACGUGGGUCAGAUGUCACUAAGGAGAUUCUCCUCCAGAUUAAAACUGGAAGCCCUGACGGACAAGGAGCCUGGCCAGCUGGAUACCGACACAGAGGACGGAGAAGAAGAGGAGAGGAAAGAGAAAGUUGAGGGUGGGGUUGAGGAGGGUCUGCUGUCCCGUCAGCCCCAGUCUUCUGUAAGCCAACUUCUUUUCGAUGAUAACGAUCUCAUCAUAGAGCAUUAUACCAGUGACUGACAAACACAGCUCUGUCAUACACCCUGACAAUAUUUCACUUUUCAUUGUCAGGUUCUUGUGUGUUCUGAGAAUGACUUUGUUACUGUUGAAAAGUUGGUAUACUGUCACUUUUCCCCCUAUUUCUGAACAAGAAAAAAUCUCUAAAGCUCACCCAUAGUAUGUUGAUGACGAUCGUAUUUUUGCCUCAUAGAGAUGUCCUCUCCAUGAUAUAUCAAGAUAUGAUUAUUUCAACCGUCGUGUUACAGAACCUGAAUUGUGGUGUUUCUGUUGCCUGUCAUAUGCACAUGAUACAACAAAAUAAUGGUGAUUAUUUGUAAUCUCCCAAAAUGACCUUUAAUAAUCCAGUUCUACCAGUUGUAAUGUUCAUAUUUGUUUUAAAUGCACGUUCAGUAUUGUUUUGCUGACAGCUGAGCCUAAAUUCACCUGGAAUGGAGAACUCUCCAGGAACAAGCCAAUGGACAGAACCUAAUGGAACAUAAGAAAUGUUCCAUUAAGUGCUUUUGAGUGAUACAUUGUUUGAACUGAAUAAGCUUGUGAAUUAAAAGCACUGUGUGAAAAAGUGA
Molecule: messenger RNA, 2720 nt
Organism: Scatophagus argus
Lineage: Eukaryota; Metazoa; Chordata; Actinopteri; Scatophagidae
Gene: rad17
Product: RAD17 checkpoint clamp loader component
Exons: 17
Coding region: 208-2157 (649 amino acids)
Biological process (GO): DNA repair; mitotic DNA replication checkpoint signaling; DNA damage checkpoint signaling
Molecular function (GO): ATP hydrolysis activity; chromatin binding
Source: RefSeq, a predicted model, not a curated record